AUGGAGUUCUUCAACAAUGUCGGUGUCGACACCCUCAAGCCUUCAAUCUUCGAACUGGUAUCUCAGGAGCAACUCAGAGACUUGCUGCAGCCAGCUCUCAAGUAUGUCCUAGCCGUCUUUGCCCAACGACAUCCUCGAUACCUUCUGCGUAUCGUGAAUCGCCAUGAGGAGUUCUAUGCUAUCCUUAUGCUCAUAGUCGAACGGCACUAUCUCAAAAACCAUGGUGCAUCCUUCUCAGAGAACUUUUACGGCCUGAAACGAAGACGUAGACCAUAUAUCGAGCCCGAGAGAGAGAAAGCUACUACAGGAGGGGUGCCGGCAGGAGAGAAGCUUCGACAGCGAGAGAUUUGGCGAUCACUUCUCUUCUUGGUCGGUGUGCCAUACCUACGAGCCAAAGCGCAGGAUUACUUUGAAGAUUUGGGUGGAGGGAUCAGCUCUGAUAUUCUCAACGAUGGAGCAGACCUGCUUCAAGUUCGAAUGUUGACUGACCAGUCCUUCAAGGGCUGGCUGCGACGGACAUAUAAGACUUUGUAUCCUUGGUGUAAUGCUGUUUUCGAAGUCUGGCUACUGGCCUAUAACGUCGCAUAUCUCUUUGACCAAACACCUUUCUACCGGCCAUGGCUGGCAUGGAUGGGUGUAGAUCUCCGUCGGCUGGGGAUAGAAGACCUCCGUGCCGCAAGCAUGAAAGCCGGACAAAAUGCGCCCUUGACCAAGGGACAUGGACUACGACAACUACUGAGGUCGUCACCGCAACUCCUUCUUGAUUCCCUGCGGCUUCUUCUUCCAACAGCUGUCUUUUUCAUAAAAUUCUUGGAAUGGUGGUACUCACCUGGCUCUCCAGUGCGAUCAUUGUCAACGUCUCCAUUAGGACCCGCUGUUCCGCCUCCGCACAUGUUACCUCCGCAUCCGCAAGGUAUUCCUUUCGACAAACAGAAAUAUGGAACAUGCCCCCUUUGUCAGAGGAGUAUCAACAAUGCCACGGCUCUUCCUUCUGGCUAUGUGUUUUGUUAUCGAUGCGCGUAUGAUCACAUAGAGAAACAUGGCAAGUGCCCAAUAACACUGCUCCCUUCCAGGUUUGGCAAGCACAUCCAGUCUCACCAAGUACCAGGAUGGUCCGCGUACUACCUCGACUACAAGUUUCUCAAGAAGAUCAUAUCUUCCCUUGCUGCCAAUCGUCCAGCUUCGGAGGCAGCUGCAUUGGCCUUGGGCUUGCGUCCAGUGGACCUCUGGAACCAGUCAUCGACCCCUAGCGAGCAGUUUAGCGCGUCGCUCGAGGAGGACCCAGGUCGUCCGCCCAUUUUCUCAGAGUCUGGACUAGACGAAGAUCGGAGCCUUGAUUUUCGAGCUCACAAAGCGGCCUUCUUCUUCAAACUUGAGCGGGAAUUGGAAAAGAUCAAUGCAUUCUACCUGCAAAAGGAGGCAGAAUUACAGCUACGGCUGGAGACUCUGCUUUCUAAACGUCGCGCUGCUGCCAUGAGAGGUCUCCCCGAUUCAGUCAAUGACUCCACCCAGACUCAUGUUGAAUGGAGCGCCGUUGAGGAAGGAUUCCGACUGCUUGAGCGUGACCUUGGGAAACUGCAGCAAUUUGUCGAGAUAAAUGCCACUGGAUUUCGCAAAAUCCUCAAAAAGUUCGACAAGCGGUCGAAGUCUACGACUAAGGAGCUGUACCUCGCCAGGCAGGUUGAUGUCCAGCCUGUAUUCAAUCGACAGCUUAUAUCAGAGCUUUCUGAUACCGUCGCUGCCUGUCUUCUUGACAUCACAGACCUCUCUUCAGGUCUCAAGUUCGAAGGGCCGGGGGCAAAUGAUAUCUUCAUGCAGCAGUUAAUGACUGAACGAACACCAUAUAACCUACGCAAGGCUGUCACGAACUGCGUGCGCUACUCCGAUGUACUUUCUCAGGAAGCCGGCACGUCGAACAACAUCGCGCGCAUACUCUGGAGUCUUGCGGAUCUCAUUUUGUCCUCCUUGUCUUCCCCAUUUGAUUUUCACUUUAUUGAUGACAUCAAUGGACGGACGUGCUUGCACGAGGCUGCCAUGGCAGGCACACCUCGACUGCAGGUCCCGAUCGAAAGAGUGGACGUGUACGGACGGACAGCUCUUCAUUACGCUGCAAUGAAUGGUCAUGCAGCUAUAUGUCGUCGAUUAUUGGAAACAGGGCUACCUCUGAAUACUCUGGACAUCGACAAUUACAGUCCAUUGGUGUACGCUACCUUGCGAGGUUGCGUCAAGUGUGUUGAGGUGCUUCUUGAGUAUGAAGAAAUCCCUGCGCAGCCCACUACACCUGGCGGGGAUCUUAUCCCUUUGUCACUUGCUAGUCAAUGCGGCUAUGUCGACAUCGUCGUCCUGUUACUCCAGCGUGGUGCGCAGUGUUUGCCUAAUAGUAAUGGUGAAUACCCUAUGCAUCUAGCGGUACGCGAGGGACAUGUUGAGGUGUGCAAAAUACUCCUUCACCAUGACGGUUGGGACACGCCGGAUAAAUAUCAUGAGUGGACACCAUUGUUCCAUGGCUCACGUUAUGGUCAUGACGCAUGCGUCUCCAUCCUCCUGGAAGCGGGCAGUAGAGUCUCUCUGACCGAUGAACUAGGCCAUUUACCCGUACACUACGCUGCAUGGUAUGGUCAUCACGAAUGUCUAAAUCACCUUCUGGAAGCCUCAACCCGCAUACCGGCUGUGGCAGAAAUCGUCGCCAUGCCGGACAUUUCGUCCAAUUCAGAUCAGGGUGGACGUACUAGAGAAUCCGAGAUCGACAUGAUUCCUUCCCUUUCCUUGCCACCACCAAUCAUGCCUCAUCGCGUGUAUGGACACAAUUAUCUCGAUCGUAGUCACCUGGUCCAAGUAACUGUGGGAAACCCUUCUCGCAGUCAACCGAGCGUCAGACUACAUCAUCGUCUGAUCAGUCCUGCCUUCCGUGACGAAUAUUUGCUGAAAACAGCGCCGCUUAAGCUUGUCAUCACAACCAAGAGCCCAGAAGUCAGCUCUGCGCCAUACAGCAUAUCGCUGCCUCAGAGAGAUGACAAGGGCGUGUUUAUAUUCCAGAUACCUAACCUCAAUUGUUUGUGCUUAGAGUUUUCCAUCUAUCCUAAUUUUGGGACUAAGACUAUUGGGCGUGCCGUGGCGCUUCCUUCGUUAUUUACAAAUAUCGAGAAUAACCAGUCCUUUACUCUUCCUAUUAUGGACAAUAGGCUUCACGUCGUCGGGGAGGUUACAUUCGAAGUCAACAUCAUUACAUCUUUCAACGGCGUAACCCUGGAAGUAGGAGGCGAUGUCGAAACUUACUGGAAGUCGACAAUCUCUUCUUCAAUACAACAACAGCCGAUCUCGACGUCACCAUACCGGUCAGGUCAUGUGGGUUCUACACAGACGUCCCCGUCGACUCACUCCAUAUCUGGAGCCGGCAGUCAGUCUUCGACUAUUUCUUCACUGAGAGGAAAAUAUCUCUAUGUUAUCGUUCAGGUCACACGGGAUUCUAUACCUGUCGUGUUCUCACACUGGCGUCUCCCGGAAUCCAAUUUCAAUCUCAGUGUAUGUGAUAUCACCUUGGCGCAGUUCGAGGCUCUUGCAGAACGACUUGGACGGAAUGUUGAUAACGUUACCGCGUCAUCAGUAACUGAUUGGCCAGCUUUUGUAUUUUGGUCCAUGAUGUCUCUCUCACAGCUGUUGAAGAUACUUCCGCCCAACAUCGGCAUCAGUUUAGAACUGGCUUAUCCCUCACCCAAAAUUCGGGAGCGAUACUGUUUAAGCCGGCUAGAUCUCAACACAUUUGUAGAUUCGAUUUUGAGGACAAUAUAUUAUACCUCCACGGCUGAUGGCCGACUUCCUCGUCGGAGAAUCGUCUUUACAUCGUUUUCACCGGAUGUCUGCGCCGCCCUGAACUGGAAACAACCGAAUUACCCUGUUUUCUUCGCUUCUCAUUGUGGAAAGAAGGAUAUUUUCUUGUCUAGUCCUUCGCCGUUUACUCUUGAAGAUGAAGAUGAUGGAAGGUUCUGUAGCCUUGGGGAAGCAGUUGAGUUUGCGCGGAUCAAUAAUCUUUUGGGUGUCAUCGUCGAUGCCGAUCUCUUGGUUCGUCGUUGCAUCUCUUGA
Messenger RNA from Guyanagaster necrorhizus, 4080 nucleotides. RefSeq lists its product as uncharacterized. The coding region runs from base 1 to 4080 and encodes 1359 amino acids. Gene Ontology annotation, cellular component: peroxisomal importomer complex; peroxisomal membrane. Gene Ontology annotation, biological process: protein import into peroxisome matrix; protein monoubiquitination; lipid metabolic process. Gene Ontology annotation, molecular function: phosphoric diester hydrolase activity; protein binding; zinc ion binding. The transcript is spliced from 17 exons. NCBI's taxonomy places the organism in Eukaryota, Fungi, Basidiomycota, Agaricomycetes, Agaricales, Physalacriaceae. The record is from RefSeq and is a predicted model, not a curated record.